This is a messenger RNA of Phymastichus coffea, 1155 nucleotides long. RefSeq names its product NFU1 iron-sulfur cluster scaffold homolog, mitochondrial-like. Gene Ontology annotation, molecular function: iron ion binding; iron-sulfur cluster binding. Gene Ontology annotation, biological process: iron-sulfur cluster assembly. Gene Ontology annotation, cellular component: mitochondrion. The transcript has 4 exons. NCBI's taxonomy places the organism in Eukaryota, Metazoa, Arthropoda, Insecta, Hymenoptera, Eulophidae. Bases 191 to 1015 code for a protein of 274 amino acids. The record is from RefSeq and is a predicted model, not a curated record.
AAAAACGAAGAUAUCAUAACCUAGAAGCUCCUUCUUAAAAGCUCUCGUGCGAUCUUGUGUGAAAAAUAUAUUUUUCGUAGAAUAUUUUCAAUAUACAAUGUUAAUAGCUAUAAAAUAACUAAAUAAAAACAGCGCAUUAAAUUAUUAUUUGGUUUAUAUGAGAUUAUUAGAGUAAAGUAGCUACAUAAACAUGGAUAAACUUUUGACUAGAUUAACUUCCUUAUGUCGAACUUUAGCUAAUCGGUCGUCUAUUGCUUGUCAAUGUCUAAGAUUUCAAAAGCAGAAUGCACAAAUGCAUUUCGCAGCAAACCCAGCAAAAACAAAAUUAACCAUACAUAUGAAUCAGAAUGGCACAAGCUUUUGGCACUUACAAAAACGCAAUAUGUUUAUUCAAACACAGGAUACUCCCAAUCCUAACAGUUUAAAAUUUCUUCCUGGUAAAGAAGUUUUAGGUCCAGGCCAAACUAAAGAUUUUCCUAAUGCAUCAGAAGCAUACUGUUCUCCAUUAGCAAAAAUGCUUUUUCGUAUUGAAGGAGUUAAGUCAGUCUUUUUUGGGCCAGAUUUUAUAACAAUUACAAAAAUAGAUGAAGAUAUGGACUGGACGAUAAUCAAACCAGAAAUAUUUGCUAAUAUCAUGGAUUUCUUUGCAAGUGGCUUACCAAUAUUCAGUGAAACUCAACCAUCGUCAGAUACUUUAAUUAGUGAAGACGAUGAUGAAAUUGUACAGAUGAUUAAGGAGCUCCUGGACACAAGAAUUAGACCUACCGUUCAAGAGGAUGGAGGAGACAUUGUUUUUAUGGGUUUUGAAAAUGGUAUAGUAAAGCUCAAAAUGCAAGGUUCUUGCACAAGUUGUCCAAGUUCAGUUGUAACAUUGAAGAAUGGUGUUCAAAAUAUGAUGCAAUUUUAUAUACCAGAAGUUCUUGGAGUUGAACAGGUUGAAGAUGAAAUAGAUAAAGUAGCAAAAACUGAGUUUGAAAAACUUGAAAAGAAAAUUGAAAAACCCAGUAACGAAUAAAAAUAGACAUCUUCAAGAUUUUUUUUAUUUGUAAAAUAAUUGUAACAUACAAAACUAAUUGUUAACUUAAAAAUUAUUUUAAAUAACAUCUAAUUACUUAAAAAUGAUAAAACAAGUUAAAUAAAUUUUUUUAGUCUGUU